CGUUUUCAGCUCUGGCCGCGCUCUCUGGGGCACACCCUCUGUGACGUCCCCGGAUUGUACCUUUACCCUAUUUGUUUGGGACGCGGAGCGGAGAGAAGAGCUCAGGAUGGAGAAGCCACAUGCCGUCUCCCCGGAUUACUCGGACAUCCUGCAGCAGGUCCCGGAGGGCACGUUCUACAGGUUCCCCCUGAUCCCAGUCCAUGGCGUUCCCCUCAUGCAACCGAUCGCAACUUCCUGGGAGAAAAUCGAGAAAUUCCAGGCCCGGCCGGACGACCUCCUGAUCGCCACCUACCCCAAAGCAGGGACCACGUGGAUGCAGGAGAUCAUCGACUCCAUAAUGAACGAUGGGGAAGUGGAGAAGACCAGACGGGCCCCCACAUAUGUCCGCUCCCCCUUCCUGGAGAUCUUCUCCCCUCCCCCGGUGCCGUCCGGCAUUGACAUGUUGGAGGAGACCCCGUCCCCCCGACUGGUGAAGACCCAUCUGCCGUAUGAUCUGGUGCCCCAGUCCUUCUGGGAGCAGAAGUGUAAGGCGAUCUACGUCGCUCGUAACGCUAAGGACAACGCGGUGUCGUAUUACUUCUUUGAUCAGAUGAACAAGACGCAGCCGGACCCCGGGACGUGGGAUGAAUAUGUGCUGAAGUUUCUGAAGGGCGAUGUGGCCUGGGGGGGCUGGUUCGACCACGUCCUCGGAUGGUGGAACGCCAGAGACAAGCACGACGUCCUGUACGUGUUCUAUGAAGACAUGAAGGAGGACCCCAAGAGGGAGAUCAGGAAGGUGAUGAGAUUCUUAGGGAAGGAGCUGCCUGAAGACGCCGUGGAGAAGAUCUGCCAGCACACCUCCUUCAGCGCCAUGAAGGAGAACCCGAUGACCAACUACUCCAGCAUGCCCUCCAACGUGCUGGACCAGACGCUGUCCCCCUUCAUGCGGAAAGGGCAAGUUGCCGACUGGAUGAAUCACUUCACCGAGUCUCAGAAUAAGAUUUUCGAUGAGGAGUAUCGGCGGAGGAUGGCGGGCUCCACCCUGAAGUUCCGCUGCAUUCUCUGACGCCGCCCGCGAGGCAUCCUACGUGGCCUCCUCCACCUCCCACUUAUCCAUGAAACCUCAACUGCUCCCCCUCCUAAAGCCGCCAGUGCCAAAGACAGAAGCAAUACUCCGGACAUCUUCCCUGCACUGAUACAUUGUUACGAAGUAGAACCGAGCUGCUGAUGUGUUGUCUUGAAUUCAUACAUUGUAUGAGAGAAGUUUUCUCUCCCUGGACAUAAACAAGAAUGUCCCAAUUCAAUGACAGCAAGCAUAGAUCCUGAGACCUCCUGUCUAUUGGGAAAGAGGUGUUUAUGGCAUAAAGAAAAGUUUUGGAAAUAAAAAAAAAAGUUUGAAAU
This is a messenger RNA of Bufo bufo (common toad), 1380 nucleotides long. RefSeq names its product sulfotransferase 1C1-like. Gene Ontology annotation, cellular component: cytoplasm. Gene Ontology annotation, molecular function: sulfotransferase activity. The transcript has 8 exons. The record is from RefSeq and is a predicted model, not a curated record. The coding region runs from base 107 to 1045 and encodes 312 amino acids. Lineage: Eukaryota; Metazoa; Chordata; Amphibia; Anura; Bufonidae. Gene Ontology annotation, biological process: sulfation.